CUUCGGCUGGAGCGCAUCGGCCCGGCGCACUGCGAGAGGCCCCGCGCCCUUCUGCCUUCCUCGUCGCUCCCUUCCCGGCCCCGGCCAUGUGAGGCCCAGGAGGCUGCGGUGCCCUGUGGCCCAGGGCUGAGACCGGGCGGCAGGUGCCUGUGAGGCGGACGGGUGCCGGGGGGUUGCCCAGCAGGAUGGAGGAGAGCAUGGAGGAGGAGGAGGGGGGCAGCUACGAGGCGAUGAUGGACGACCAGAACCACAACAACUGGGAGGCCGCCGUGGACGGCUUCCGGCAGCCUCCGCCACCCCCGCCGCCGCCGGCGUCGAUCCCGGCCCCUGUGCGAGAGCCUCCGGGGGGACACCUGCUGGCGGUGCCCGCGGCCUCGGUGGACAGGAAAGGCCCCAAAGAGGGGCUCUCGAUGGGGCCGCCGCCCGAGGCCAACGGGGUCAUCAUGAUGUUGAAGAGCUGCGACACGGCCGCCACGGUGGCCAAGGCGGCGCCCGCCCCCAAUCCCAGCUCCACCAUCAACAUCAACACCUCCACCUCCAAGUUCUUGAUGAAUGUUAUAACUAUUGAAGAUUACAAGAGCACAUACUGGCCCAAGUUGGAUGGUGCCAUAGAUCAGCUGUUAACCCAGAGUCCGGGCGACUACAUCCCCAUCUCCUAUGAGCAGAUAUACAGUUGUGUGUAUAAGUGUGUGUGCCAGCAGCACUCGGAACAGAUGUACAGUGAUCUGAUCAAGAAGAUAACCGAUCACUUAGAGAGAGUCUCCAAGGAGCUGCAGGCCAGCCCACCAGAUCUCUAUAUUGAAAGAUUUAAUAUAGCUCUCGGGCAGUACAUGGGAGCAUUGCAGAGCAUUGUGCCUCUUUUCAUAUAUAUGAAUAAGUUUUACAUCGAAACCAAGCUUAACAGAGACUUAAGAGAUGACCUUAUAAAGCUGUUUACGGAACAUGUUGCAGAAAAGCACAUUUACAGCCUGAUGCCUUUACUUUUAGAAGCCCAGUCAACACCAUUUCAGGUCACACCUUCAACUAUGGCGAAUAUUGUGAAAGGCCUGUAUACUCUCAGACCAGAGUGGGUUCAGAUGGCUCCAACUCUUUUUUCUAAAUUUAUUCCCAAUAUCCUGCCUCCGGCGGUGGAGUCUGAACUUUCAGAAUAUGCUGCUCAAGACCAGAAGCUUCAAAGAGAACUCAUUCAGAACGGUUUCACAAGAGGUGACCAGUCCCGGAAGAGAGCUGGGGAUGAGUUGGCCUAUAUUCGUCAGCAUGUGCAAGUUCCAGGGGUUACAGAUAGUGAAUGUCCUGAGCCUUUUUCCCGUCCCGAGGAGGACACACUGGAGACUAUUCAGAGCACAGCGGGGCCUGCCAUGCUCAGGCGCGCAGGCGCAGAGAUGCUCUCAGAAGAAGAUGCCGGACCUCUUACUUUGGUUUGCAAUUUUAAAUAACAAAAAAACUAACAAAAAACAUAAAACAGUUGCUGCUAGACUUGGGGGUGAUUUUGAAAUGGGACAAUCUUUUCAUGACUUUACUACAGAGUCUGUGAAUAGCAAGCAUCUUGGAAAGUGACCCUUGCUAAGUGAAAUCGGACAGCCAAAUUCAGCAGCUUCCUCCAAAAAUAUGAGAAUUUGAGUGGAA
Ochotona curzoniae (black-lipped pika) is the source of this 1626-nucleotide messenger RNA. RefSeq names its product CDK2-associated and cullin domain-containing protein 1. Gene Ontology annotation, biological process: ubiquitin-dependent protein catabolic process. Gene Ontology annotation, molecular function: ubiquitin protein ligase binding. The record is from RefSeq and is a predicted model, not a curated record. The coding region runs from base 186 to 1436 and encodes 416 amino acids. The transcript has 9 exons. Lineage: Eukaryota; Metazoa; Chordata; Mammalia; Lagomorpha; Ochotonidae.